Nannospalax galili (Upper Galilee mountains blind mole rat) is the source of this 1211-nucleotide messenger RNA. It is a transcript of the gene Cebpe, whose product is annotated as CCAAT enhancer binding protein epsilon. Lineage: Eukaryota; Metazoa; Chordata; Mammalia; Rodentia; Spalacidae. Gene Ontology annotation, molecular function: RNA polymerase II cis-regulatory region sequence-specific DNA binding; DNA-binding transcription factor activity, RNA polymerase II-specific. The record is from RefSeq and is a predicted model, not a curated record. The coding region runs from base 200 to 1045 and encodes 281 amino acids. Gene Ontology annotation, biological process: DNA-templated transcription; myeloid cell differentiation; regulation of transcription by RNA polymerase II. The transcript has 2 exons.
AAGGGAAGAGAAGAGACAGCAAAAGGAGGAAAAGGAAGCAGAGCAAAGGAGGAGAGAAGCCACACAGGAGUGGGUGACAGAAGAGACCAGAGAGGGCAGAUCUAGGGCAGAUCUGGGGUAGGGGCAGAUCAAGAAAGCAUCCCAAGGAGUGCCCCCAGAGCAGGGCCCCGGGGCGGGGAGCCAAGGGGGCGGGCCGGCCAUGUCCCACGGGACCUACUAUGAGUGUGAGGCUCGCAGUGGCCAGCAGCCACUAGAAUUCUCAGGGGGCCGCGCUGGGCCGGGGGAGUUGGGGGACAUGUGUGAGCAUGAGGCCUCCAUCGACCUCUCUGCCUACAUCGAGUCUGGGGAGGAGCAACUACUUUCGGACCUCUUUGCAAUGAAGCCAGCGCCUGAGGCCCGAAGCCUUAAGGGCCCGGGAACCCCUGCCUUCCCCCACUACCUGCCGGCUGACCCUCGGCCAUUCGCCUAUCCCUCCCAUACAUUCGGCCCAGACAGGAAGGCUUUGGGGCCUGGCAUCUACAGCAGCCCAGGGAGCUACGACCCCAGGGCUGUGGCCGUGAAGGAGGAGCCUCGUGGGCCAGAGGGCAGCCGAGGUGCCAGCCGAGGCAGCUACAAUCCCCUGCAGUACCAAGUGACACACUGUGGGCAGACAGCCAUGCACCUGCCCCCCACCCUGGCAGCACCUGGCCAGUCCCUGCGUGUCCUCAAGGCCCCUGUAGCUGCUGCUGCCCCUCCAUGCAGCCCCCUUCUCAAGGCACCCUCCCCAGCUGGCCCCUCGCACAAGGGCAAGAAAGCAGUGAACAAGGAUAGCCUCGAGUACCGGCUGCGACGCGAGCGCAACAAUAUCGCAGUGCGCAAAAGCCGGGACAAGGCCAAGAGGCGCAUUCUGGAGACGCAGCAGAAAGUGCUGGAAUAUAUGGCUGAAAAUGAGCGUCUGCGCAGCCGCGUGGAGCAGCUCACCCAGGAGCUGGAUACCCUGCGCAACCUCUUCCGCCAGAUACCUGAGGCCGCCAACCUCAUCAAGGGUGUGGGGAGCUGCAGCUGAGCCUGGCUGGAGGACUGUGGACACCAGUGUCUGAGGACCCCCCACCUUGCUAGGGUCCCAGAGACCUACACAGGCCAAGCCUAAGACAGAAACCACGACAAUGGCAGUCGCUGGCGAGGUCGGGACCAUAAUGAUUCUAUGGCAGAAUAAAUUGCACUGUGACUUG